AUUACUGAUUACAGUUAUGAUGAUUUCAUCAUCACAAUCCGUGAAUUUCCUGGUUUUAUCAAAUUUUUAAAUUUUUAAUAAUCUACUCUUUUAGAAUUAUUUAAUCUCGCCACUAAAGAUGUCAGGUUCAGCUUUAAGAAGAUUAAUGGCCGAAUACAAGCAGCUGACGUUAAAUCCACCAGAAGGUAUCAUUGCUGGUCCUAUUAACGAAGAAAACUUUUUUGAGUGGGAAGCUCUUAUCACAGGCCCAGAUGGUACCUGUUUUGAAGGUGGAGUUUUUCCAGCAAAAUUAGUGUUCCCAUCUGACUAUCCUCUGAGCCCUCCAAAAAUGCAAUUUACAUGUGAAAUGUUUCAUCCAAAUAUUUACACAGAUGGAAAAGUUUGCAUAUCAAUUCUGCAUGCUGCUGGAGAUGACCCAAUGGGUUACGAAUCGAGUGCUGAAAGGUGGAGUCCGGUGCAGAGUGUCGAAAAAAUAUUAUUGUCCGUUGUUAGUAUGUUAGCAGAACCGAAUGAUGAGAGUGGUGCAAAUGUAGAUGCAGCAAAAAUGUGGCGUGAAAAUAGAGAAGAAUUUAAUAAAAUAGCCCAACGAAUAGUUAGGAAAACUCUAGGCAUUCCUACGUAAAUUCUUUUCAUUUUAUCUAAGUAUCAGAACAGUCUACUUGAUGGUAGGUAUCCAUUUUUUAUUUCCAAAAAACUUCUCUGGAACAAGAAAAAUGAGCUUUCAAUAUAUACCUCCACAUUGUCCUCUCAGUUAGUGCUGAAGUUUCUUGUAAAAAGCUUCUGUUCAACAACUUCAACGGUAUGUUUCUCCAGAUCUCAUCUAUCUCAGCUGUUUUUAAGGACAUAAACCUAACAUGCAUGUGGAAUCCAUCCCAUUUUCACCAUUACAUGAAAGCUAAAAAAUGUUGGACAUUACGUUUGUUUUCUGACCUUACUAUCUUUUUGUGAAUGAAGAAAAAGUCCAAUGCAUAGGAUGUUAAAGGCUCUUGGUAAAUGUUUGGUCCAAAAAUAAUUUAAGUUUAAAUAAAAAGUGAAAAAUCCAAUUAUUUUCUUGAAUCCUUGAAUUCAGUAAUGCACUACAGAUCAUUUUUUCACAUUUUGGUAGUAAAAAUAUUGAAGUUGCCGCUCCCUAUGUAUGGGUGGUAAAUUUUUCCCUCCGCAGGCCCUUAGGUAGAAUUGGUUUAAAAUUAACAGUGUUCCACAGAAAAUCACUACACCCAUCACCUAAUACAAAA
Molecule: messenger RNA, 1235 nt
Organism: Bemisia tabaci
Lineage: Eukaryota; Metazoa; Arthropoda; Insecta; Hemiptera; Aleyrodidae
Gene: Ubc7
Product: ubiquitin conjugating enzyme 7
Source: RefSeq, a predicted model, not a curated record